This is a messenger RNA of Benincasa hispida (wax gourd), 1298 nucleotides long. RefSeq names its product S-adenosyl-L-methionine-dependent methyltransferases superfamily protein. The record is from RefSeq and is a predicted model, not a curated record. NCBI's taxonomy places the organism in Eukaryota, Viridiplantae, Streptophyta, Magnoliopsida, Cucurbitales, Cucurbitaceae.
GUAUGUGUGUAUAUAUUCGACGACUUUUCUUCUUAUCUGAACGAAUGAUCAUGAAAGUAUAACAUCACUAUCGCACCCUCUCUUUACUAAAAUCCAUCUUAAUUUCAACCCCAUCUUUUAAUUAUCUCUCCAUCUCCAUCUCUAAAAUUAUUAAUUUCUCUCUAAAAAUUGAAAUAAACAUGAAGGACAGAUUCCACCGCCGCAACGCCGCCGUUGCCUCCGCCCUCGCUGCCGUCGUCAAGCCCGCCGCCUAUUUAAUCAUCCUCUUCCUAACCUACGCUCUCGGCUAUUUAUCAUCAUCCCGCUCUACGUCGUCGUUUUCCUCCUCCCGCUCUCCUCCUCCAAGUUCCGAUAUUACUUCUUCUUAUUAUUAUUCUCCCACUCCUCAACUCUUCCAGGUCACCGACACACCCACCGACCUCAAGCAAUUCCGAAUCACAACCCGCUGUUCCCCGCCCAUCCCUCACCAUCAGGUACGUUUAACAAUCCUCCAGAAAGUCUUCAACGGUAAAUCCCCUUUUCACGGCUUCCCUCCCCCGCACGUGGCUGAGCUUCUCCACCCGAAGAAAAUCAAAGGCUGGGGCUCCAACGGCGCCGUUUUCGAGAACCUUGUCAAACAAGUAAAGCCACGGACCAUAAUCGAGGUGGGUUCGUUUUUAGGAGCCUCAGCGACUCACAUGGCCGAGUUGACUCGUCAACUCGGCCUCCAAACUCAGAUUCUUUGCGUUGAUGAUUUUCGUGGCUGGCCCGGUUUUCUCGACCGGUUCAAGGAUUUAUACAUGGUAAACGGCGACGUUUCGCUGCUUUAUCAGUUCAUGCAGAAUGUUGUUGCAAUGAACGCUUCCGGUUCGGUUAUUCCAUUGCCGUUCUCGACCGGGUCGGUUCUUGAUAGCUUGUGUGAGUUGGGGGUUUAUGGGGACUUGAUUGAGGUGGAUGCGGGUCAUGAUUUUAACUCGGCUUGGUCUGAUAUAAACCGGGCUUACCGAAUUCUUAGACCGGGUGGGGUUUUAUUUGGACAUGAUUAUUUUACUGCUGCUGACAAUCGUGGGGUAAGACGGGCAGUUAAUUUGUUUGCUCAACUCAAUGGCUUCAAAGUCAAAGUGGAUGGUCAACAUUGGGUUCUUAUAUCUCAUUAAUUUGUUGCCACGUGUACAAUUGGAUUGUUGAUUUAUAAUUUGGGAUUUGAAAUUAAAUACUUGAGAUGACACUCAUAGACUUUUGUAAAUCGAUUGUAAUUUGUAUGUCAUUUAAAAUUGGCUCAAUCUAUAUGAGAAUAUAACUACUUUUUGUUUUUUUUU